Amorphotheca resinae ATCC 22711 is the source of this 3427-nucleotide messenger RNA. RefSeq lists its product as hypothetical. NCBI's taxonomy places the organism in Eukaryota, Fungi, Ascomycota, Leotiomycetes, Helotiales, Amorphothecaceae. The record is from RefSeq and is a predicted model, not a curated record. The coding region runs from base 134 to 3289 and encodes 1051 amino acids. The transcript is spliced from 3 exons. Gene Ontology annotation, molecular function: protein binding.
ACAAAAUUCCAGUCUGAUGAUACCAGCCCCGUGCUUAUUGUUCAUGGCUUACACGCGAACCCCCGAGACUCGAUAACCGCUUCUCUGUGUGCGAACGGCACAGGUCUCGAUCCUGUUCUCUGCGCUUCAAACCAUGGCUUACGAACAAUCCUACUACCCUCCUCCGCAGCAGAGACCCUACAAUGGUCCCGCCGCUCCAAGACCGCGCCCUCCACAAGGCUACCAGCAACCGCCGCCCCAACAGCAACAGUAUCCCCCCCAGGGCUAUGGGCAACCCGCCCAGGAUUACGGCUAUGGUGGGCAUGACAAUGGCUACGCGCAUGAUUACAACGGGGAUGCGGGAUACGAUAUGAACGGCGGAGGAAGAGGAAAUGGAUAUCCGCCGCAGAAUCAGAACUACCCGCCUCAACAAGAGUAUUAUGGCGAUCCGAGAGGUGGAGGGGGGAUGCCGCCGCCGUCAAAUCGUGGUAGAGGUCCGGCUCCAAUGCAACGGCCGCUCCCGGCGGAUGGGGGUAGAUCUGGCUAUGACCCACGAGUUGCUGGGCCAGACAGAGGAUAUGCAAAUGAUGGACAACCGAUCGGACCUGGAAGAGGGGGUAGACCUGGUCCAAUGGACCGCGCUGAUCUAGGACCGCACCCGCCACGAAGAGUUAUGAACCCUCCAGGUUCCCCGGAGAAAACCUCAUGGGAUAACCCAUUCCCUACGUUUCCCGGCGUGAAGAAGAAGCCAACGCCGGCGGAACAACAGAUGACCCAGAAGAUGGAGAGCAUGGAACUCGGAGGCCCACCUCAAAAUAGGCCAAGGACUGCCGGAAGUAAGGGGGAUCAAGACAGAUAUAUUCCGGGAAGAUCUGGACAGGCUGAUGAAUAUGGUCGUCCAAUGGGGCCUCCUGGUCGAGGUGGACCUGUUGACGACUAUGGAGGACCUUCGGUAGACGGCCAGAGAAUGCCGCGAAAACCCCCGCCUCAGGGACCAAUUCCGCCCCAACCCCAAGGAUAUCCCGAUCAACGCCGUGGUCCUCCCCCCGGACCAACGCCAGGGCCAGCACCAGGGCCUGGCUAUGGACCGCCUCGACAGAAUGGCUACCCAGAUCCCGGAUAUGAUGAUAGAGGAGGGUAUGGACCUAUAUCGCCAUUGCGUGAAGGCUUUGCUCCUCCUCCAAGAAGCAUGACAAUGCCCACCGAACAACAGAUGCCAGCUCCACGUCAACCGCCCAUGAUGAAUGGCGGAGCCCCUGAUGAGCGUCCGUACAAUGGCCCGAUCGGAAGAGGAAUACCUCCAAGACCAUCAACUGCUAGUGGAGUUCGGCCACCACCACAAAAGCCAUACCAGCCUGCAGCGCCUCAACAACUCGCUCCCGCAGACUCGUACGGUAAUCAAGGUCCAAGGCAUCGCCCCCAGGAAAGCAUUAGUGACUUUUACGACUCGUAUUAUGAUGAGCCAAGUAAUGGAUCCCCACAACAUGUCAGGUCGCAAUCGACAAGUUCCGAAAUGCCGGAUUUUGAUAUACUGCAACAAAAUUCCAGUCAUCGACGGGGGCAAUCGAUUGAUGAGCACAUAAAAUCUGGAGAACCACGCCAGAUCCAUCCUGUCAAAUCACAACCGGAUUUUAGAGCUCAACCGCAGGCAGCUGUGUUUGAAAUGGCAUCAGAAGUUCCUCCACUGCCGAAUCAAUACCAACAAGGUUAUGACCAAGGCUACUCUGGUGAUGGAUAUGCACCGCAGAAUGGGUAUGAUGGUGGGCAGUCCGGAUACGGAGGCUACAGCGAGCCGCCUGCACAAAAUGGAUACCAGCCACCAGCACGAACCACAUCUGCAGCACCGAGAGGCGGUCUCCCCAAUGGCCCAAGGAAUGGCUUUGGUGGCCCUUUGAAUGGCCCUCCACCACAACAGAACGGUGGCAUGGGACCUCAAAAUGGGGCUCCUAACGGGGCUCGUAACGGAGCUCCUAAUGGGCCUCCUAAACCAUUGUCACCCGAUGCUCUACCUUCCCAUCCAACACCUGUUCGUGCAGGCCUCAUACCGAACUCUCUCCCCAACCAGAUUGGCGGCAAACCUCCACCGGUCCGCAACUAUAAUAAUACCAGCCCUGGCAACCCGCAACAACCCCCCCAAACCCCCGGUUCUACGUCCGGUGCGGCGACGCCCGUCACCACCGCCGAACUCGACCAACUCAGAGAAACCACAAAAAGAAACCCUUCAGAUCAGAAGACCCAACUUACUUUAGCUCGCAAAUUAGUGGAAGCCUCGGAAGUACUCGUUCCCAAAAUUCCCGACCAGAAAGCCCGCAAUAAAGCUCGGGAGAAAUACAUCUUGGAAGCCCAUAAACUGCUCAAAAAGCUGGUUGCAGCUAAUAACGCGGAAGCUAUGUUCUAUCUUGCCGACUGUUACGGCCGUGGGGCCCUCGGUCUGGAGACGGAUCAAAAAGAAGCCUUCUCCUUGUACCAAUCGGCGGCCAAACUUGGGCAUGCUGCAGCCGCGUAUCGAACAGCCGUGUGCUGCGAGCUCGGGAGCGAUGAUGGAGGCGGAACGAGGAAAGAUCCUUUAAAAGCGAUGCAGUGGUACAAACGCGCGGCAACGCUGGGAGAUACGCCCGCUAUGUAUAAGAUGGGAAUGAUUCUUCUCAAAGGCUUGCUCGGACAACAUCAAAACCCACGCGAGGCAGUAGGAUGGCUGAAACGAGCCGCUGAGCGGGCGGAUGCGGAGAAUCCUCAUGCUCUUCAUGAAUUGGGGCUGUUGUACGAACAGCCCCAGAGCCCGGACAGCAGCAUUGUGCGGGAUGAAGCGUAUUCGUUGUCUCUGUUCCAGCAAGCGGCAGACCUAGGAUACAAAUUCUCCCAGUACCGGCUCGGCUGCGCGUACGAAUACGGACUCUUCAACCUCCCUAUCGAUCCUCGCCAAUCCAUCAUGUGGUACUCCCGCGCUGCGGUGCAGGAGGAACAUCAUAGUGAGUUGGCGCUGAGCGGAUGGUAUCUGACGGGUAGUGAAGGUGUGCUGCAGCAGAGUGAUACGGAGGCCUACCUGUGGGCGCGAAAAGCGGCCAUGGCAGGCUUGGCUAAAGCCGAGUACGCCAUGGGCUAUUUCACCGAGGUGGGCAUUGGCAUCCCUGCCAAUCUGGAGGAUGCGAAGAGAUGGUAUUGGAGAGCUGCAGCACAAAACUUCCCCAAGGCGCGUGAAAGACUCGAGGACCUUAAGAAAGGAGGCUCGAGAUCGGCAGUCCGAUCUAGAGAACGCAUCUCCCGCUCCAAAGUCGGCAAGCACAACGAAGGCGAGUGCGUCGUUAUGUGAUAAUUGAUCAAAUGACUCUCCUUUGCCCCCGGAUGGUAGACAAAUCAAAUAAAACGACCUUUACGAACAACGGAAAAGGGAAAAUAAACACGGCCGCAAAACAUGACGCGAACGAACGAUUCAUGUAUAUAUGAUAUA